GGCCCCGCCGGGCUCAGUGACGCCGCGGCCGCCUCUUGCCUAGGUCCGAGCGCUCCGGGCGGCGGGGGGGGGGGGGGGGGGGUGCGGUCGUGCAAUAGGAAACCAAGGGCGUUGCAAGCUUCCCGUUGGACACCAGCUACCUGGUUCCGCGCCCUGCUCGGUGCAUAUCCCGGACCUCUCCCAGACCCCCCACCUGCGGCCCCCCGGACCUCCGUCUUCUGUCGAUCAUGCCUCUAAACCGCACUUUGUCCAUGUCCUCACUCCCAGGACUGGAGGAGUGGGAGGAUGAAUUCGACCUGGAGAAUACAGUGCUUUUCGAAGUGGCCUGGGAGGUGGCCAACAAAGUGGGGGGCAUCUACACCGUGCUGCAGACCAAGGCCAAAGUGACCGGCGACGAGUGGGGUGACAACUACUACCUGGUGGGACCAUACACGGAGCAGGGCGUGAGGACCCAGGUGGAACUGCUCGAGCCGCCCAGCCCAGCCCUGAGGAGGACCCUGGACUCCAUGAAUAGCAAAGGCUGCAAGGUGUACUUCGGACGCUGGCUGAUCGAGGGGGGCCCCUUGGUGGUGCUCCUGGAUGUGGGGGCAUCGGCCUGGGCCCUGGAGCGCUGGAAGGGGGAACUGUGGGACACCUGCAACAUCGGGGUGCCGUGGUAUGACCGGGAGGCCAACGACGCCGUCCUUUUUGGCUUCCUUACCACCUGGUUCCUGGGUGAGUUCCUGGCCCAGAGCGAGGAGAAGCCGCACGUGGUGGCUCACUUCCACGAGUGGCUGGCGGGCAUCGGGCUCUGCCUGUGCCGGGCCCGGCGGCUGCCCGUGGCCACAAUCUUCACCACCCACGCCACGCUGCUGGGGCGCUACCUGUGUGCCGGGGCUGUGGAUUUCUACAACAACUUGGAGACCUUCAACGUGGACAAGGAAGCGGGGGAGAGGCAGAUUUAUCACCGCUACUGCAUGGAGCGGGCGGCCGCCCACUGUGCCCACGUCUUCACUACCGUGUCCCAAAUCACCGCUAUCGAGGCUCAGCACCUACUCAAGAGGAAACCAGAUAUCGUGACCCCCAAUGGACUGAAUGUGAAGAAGUUCUCUGCUAUGCACGAGUUCCAGAACCUCCAUGCCCAGAGCAAGGCCCACGUCUAA
This is a messenger RNA of Erinaceus europaeus (western European hedgehog), 1142 nucleotides long. RefSeq names its product glycogen synthase 1 (gene GYS1). The record is from RefSeq and is a predicted model, not a curated record. Gene Ontology annotation, cellular component: cytoplasm. Gene Ontology annotation, molecular function: alpha-1,4-glucan glucosyltransferase (UDP-glucose donor) activity. Gene Ontology annotation, biological process: glycogen biosynthetic process. NCBI's taxonomy places the organism in Eukaryota, Metazoa, Chordata, Mammalia, Eulipotyphla, Erinaceidae.